CGACAUCAUCUUCCAAAACCAAUACAGCGCCCGCACCUUCAACCAACACCAACGUCAAGAUGAGCUCUGACGAGUCUUCCGAGCUGUCUUCCGUCCCGUCGGAGGACGAUACUAAUCUUCAAUUAACUAAAAAGGAUGGCAUAUUGAAGUUCUUUUCCAAAGCUCCCCCUUCCGCCGCAUCGAAGGCCAAAGAGGCUUCGCCGCCUCGCCCUAAGCGCGAGCCUUCCCCUCCUCAUGAAUACGUCCUGGCAGAUAAUCCUGAUAUUGCUUUCAUCGUCAUGUUCCGCUCAAGAUUCACGGAAGCCUUCCCAAAGUCCCUUUACAAUUUCGGUCCUCAGGAACUCGAACGAGAUAUCGUAGACACCGUCCCUGGAGAGGGCGCGGAGCAUUUGCUGUGCGCAUUGCUUGGAUUGCUCCUCAACAGAAAGCAGGAUGUAAAGGCAGGACAUUACAAUCGAGCGCUGGAGGAAGCAGUUCAGACUCACAAGUCGCAAUGGGCGAAGGAUUGGGAGAGCAAGAAUCCGCUGUCUGGGGGUGCGACCUUCACCACAAUGAUGCCUACUCAACGACUUACUCUCCUACGAACCCUGAUUCUAUGGUCCCUCUCCUCCUCCGAGACCGUGAAGGGUAUAAUUCAAGCCUCCUACAAGCAAAGCCGUCACGACGAUGAUCUCAACCAACCGCUUUCGGUCCAACCAUGGGGUUCAGAUGGCGAUAAGCGUCGAUACUAUCUUAUUGAAGGUCUGGAUGAUACACACUUCAGGAUAUACCGCGAGAGCAACCACACUGCUAUAAAGCGAACCUGGUGGAGCGUCGCAAGUGAUAUCGACGAAUUAAAGGCUCUUGCCGACAAGCUCUCUCAUGAGGGUGGUCAGAAAGCCCGCCUUCUCAGUCAAAGGAUUCGAGCUGCUAUCCCUCGCUUUGAGUCGACAGAGGAGAAGCGGAAGCGACGUGAAUAUCGACAAGGACGUAAGAAUCAAUUCAAGCGUCCAGAGCCCAAUUACUCCAUGUAUGAAGGCCGUACCCGAGGCAAGCGUAUGAAGUACACGUAUUCGGACGAGGAGGAUGACAUAUAUUCCGAUUCUACAACUACUCGACGGUCAACACGCAAUACCGGAACACACACUCCUGCGGAACAAAGCGGUCCUACCAUCACUCAAAGUGGUCGUCAGGUUAAGUCUCGUCACGGAGGUACCUAUGGUGAAAGCAUUCUGAGCGAAACUCAUGCGCCGACUAUCUCUGCUGGAGGAUUUGAUGGAACAAGCGAAGAGCCUGAAGGUGAUGGAUCCGGCAGACCAAGACGGGCAGCAGCUACUGCUGCUACCAACGGAUGGACCGCGAAGGGAGGUCGUCAUAUCGAAGGUUACAACAAUGUCGAUGAGAUGACAAGCGAGGAUGAGGGGGAUGCGAGUGAGCAAGAUUACGGCGAUGAUGAAGAAGAGGAUGAUCAUAUCUCACUUGGAACAGACGUUGAUGACCCCGAUGACUUGACCGAUGAGGAUGAGGACCUGGAUGAGGCCGACGAGAAGAAAAAGUUGAUCGUCAAGCUACCAGUCAAGACGCCCACCCCGGAGAAGAUCACAACUACCAAGCUUCCACUGACUCCAGAGAAAGAAUUUGCUAAAUCAGCUGGUUUGUUCUCAUCCACUGCAAGCAACGAGAAUGCAUCCACCAGUACUUCGAAUGCUGUAAGCGGUGCAAACCCGACUGACGUCGAUACGAAGGAGAACACCCAUCCAUCAUCGAACUCGGGAAUGACAAACACAACAACAAAGCCGAUUAAUGUUCCGCCUAAGUCUCCUCACCAACCUCAAAUAGCUCCGUUGUCUCCUCUCGCUUUCCGUGGCAGUCCGGAAAAGCUACCUGCCUUCCCUCCCUCCGUUGAUGUUAGAUUUGGGGGAACUUAAAAGCAGAUCAUGAAUGGUUUUCUUUACAUCGAAUGAGGGUAUCUAAAACAGGUGGGCGGCACUAUUGUAAAAGGGGAUGUUUUAGAACGGCGUACCAGGUGUUCAUUUGGGCGGUAUGUUGGCACACACGUACUUUAGACACCAUGCAGUCGAAAGCUACAGUAUUAAGUCUCUGAAUGGAGAGAUGGCUUCACGAACGAAAAAACAUUUCCCAAUGCAUGUGACUGUAAAGUAACCGAUCAUCAAAUUGACC
This is a messenger RNA of Hyaloscypha bicolor E, 2160 nucleotides long. RefSeq lists its product as uncharacterized. The transcript has 5 exons. The record is from RefSeq and is a predicted model, not a curated record. Lineage: Eukaryota; Fungi; Ascomycota; Leotiomycetes; Helotiales; Hyaloscyphaceae. Bases 60 to 1907 code for a protein of 615 amino acids.